Danio aesculapii is the source of this 906-nucleotide messenger RNA. RefSeq names its product U11/U12 small nuclear ribonucleoprotein 48 kDa protein-like. Bases 67 to 756 code for a protein of 229 amino acids. The transcript has 5 exons. NCBI's taxonomy places the organism in Eukaryota, Metazoa, Chordata, Actinopteri, Cypriniformes, Danionidae. The record is from RefSeq and is a predicted model, not a curated record.
CUAACACUCGCGCAGACAACAUUCGCAGAAGUAACAGAGCGUACUUUUGAGCUCUCCUAAUGUAAAAUGUGUGAAACAUCGUUUGCUUCAGGUCUGCAGGAGCGCAUGCAGUGUCUCCAGGAGCUCACAGACUUCACAGAAAACUGUCAAGCUGAGCUGAAGGAUUUGUUUGAGGCGCUGGGAUGGAAACAGGAAUUAGAAACACAUGCAGCCCAGAUGGAAAUCUGUCCAUACGAUCCAAACCACACAGUUCCACAGGACAGGAUGGAGAAACACAAAGCCGUCUGUUGGCUCACACAGCAGGGAUACUCUAAAGAAGAACAGGCUGAAAUGUAUGAUCCAUCAGCAUACUAUGAGCAAGCUAACAUUACUUCCAUUACCCUAGAAAAAGACACAUUUCAGCAAAUAAUUCUUCAGAGCAGGGAAAAUGCGUCUCAUGGGAGAUCAACAGGACUUCACACACAAAGUGACACAUCUGCAGAUCUCCCGGACAUCCCUCAGAACCAUAAGCGCUCAUUAUGUGACCUUACUGUGGCAGACCGGUUGGCCGUCUAUGAUCAUGUGAUGUAUGAAGCCAGCCAGCAGAGUGCAAAGAGAGAAUCCAACAAUGAGGAUCUUUAUGUAGAUCUUGUUGCUAAGCUUAAAAAAGGUACUGGAAUUAGAUCAUCAAAUAUCCCUGAUUCAUCUUUUAUUAUGUGUGAUUUAGUCCAUUAUGGAAAUAUCCUACAUUUUGCUCAUUAUGGCAGUUACCUGUGAAACAGUGUUAAUUUCGUCAACAAAAAUGGCUUGACACAAACAGAAACUUCACACGUUUGCUGCGCCAGCAAUGUGACUGAAUGAGCGCACUCCAGUCUGUUUAUCUAACGAAUGAACGGUGCAAUUCAGCAGAUUCUAACAAAAAUUUUG